AUGGCCUCACGUCGUCGCAACAUCGGGGCUAGCCGGCGGAGGAGAAGAAGAGAUGAGGAAGGCGAGGAUGAAGGUUCCCUAGAUGGAGGAUUGGAAGAUGAUUCGUUAAGCGAGGGCUCGGUCAUCAGUCAUCCCGGUGAUGAUGAUGAUGAUGCUGAUGGCGAGGGAAGCGACGAGAGCGACGUGGAGGCUUCUUCGUCCCCGCACCUGGACAGAACCAACGGACCUCAAGUGAACGGCCUUGUGCCUGAAAUCAACCAGCGGUCUGGACGACGCCAUUCCUCAUCUCCUGCCAAACGACACACGGCUACUGCUGUGUCAGACACUGAGGCCAUGAUGAACGGAUUGACGCUGUCUGAUCACACGAGUGAAGUGGCGGAAAUCCACUUUGAUGAUAUGAAGGGGGAGUCUGCUUCACUGACAGGAAGGACACCAUCUGCACCUCCCACAGAAGCGAAGAGAGGGACUUUUGCGGAGCGAAAACGCCGCGAACACGAAAGGUAUGCAAAGGAGCGAGAUGAGAAUCCGGCCUUCGUGCCCACUCGAGGACGCUUUUUCCUUCACGAUAAGCGCUCCACCGAGUCUGGCUCGAAUGGCCACAGGCCGUUCAACAAAUCAAAAUCGAGACCCUAUGGCCUCAUCGUGGAUGGCAAUGUUCGCAGUGAAGGGCAGUGGGCACAUGAUCUGCACGAGAUGGUCGCAGGAGAUGAACCCGUCAACAAGCCCUCUGCUGUACCAGGAUCCAUGUCGAAUUUUGCUCCAAAACCUGUCCCUACGGCUCCUCGUUCUACGCCCCCGAAUAGGUCUUUCUCGAGCACCACCCUGAUCGGCAAUGUGCCUGUCGUAGUAUUUCUGCAGGGCAUGGCUCGGCCGAUACCUUUCCCUGCCGUUCCAAAGAAGCAACACACUCGUCUCCCUCAACAUCGUCCCCCGUUACGUCGAGACAAGCCCGUUCGCAUAUCGUUCCCUGGACAGUCUCCGAGAUACAUAUUCCCCUCGACAGAGCGCUCGUUCAUCUUUAUUCCACGAGCGCUGAGGCCCAAUCAGCAGGGUUACCGUGGCAGGGGCCGAGGUGGAUUCUAUGGCGGACGCCGUCCGAGUAUUUAUGCAGGCUCCGUCUACACCCCAAGCGUCACUGCUAGCCGGAGAUCGUCGAUGGGCAAGCCAGCCUCACAGGAUGGAUAUCCCUCGCCGACUGCAUCUGUAUUGUCCAGGCAUACGGUGGUUACGACCGAAAAUGGGAAGCCAAUCGUUCGUCUGCCUCCGCCUUCCAGGCCAUUAGGCGGCGUGCCACCCGCAGCCACUGCUGCUGGUCCCGGAGCCGUUGUUACCGCGUCACUGCCACAACCUAUGCCUCAACCUCAGCCCCAGCAACCCUCGUACCGCGAGAGCCGCCCGGCUCCUAUCCCAAUGCAUCAGCCUCGUCCUCAGAAAGCGGUUUCUGUCGCCGACAUAGAGACUCCUGCAAGCUUCUCCUUCAACGCCCCCCAGCCACAGCAGGAACAACCAUUCCAACACCAGGUCCCUAUGCCUAUCAAUGGCCCCGGCUAUGGCGCCGAUGCUCAAUCUGCCCAUGCAACCGGGACGCCUUCAUCUCACAUACCCGAGCGAGCAAUCCAUGCUCAGCCUUUCCAACCAUACGGCUUCCAACAAGCCCAGCCGUUUUAUCCUACCGCUUAUCCCCCCAGUACAGUAUACUAUCCAGUUUCUGGAACAGAAUUCCCGCAGUACAACGCAGCCGGCAUGCCGGGAGCCUCCCUAGUGCCCUAUCCCCCACCGGGGCAGCAAACUCCAUAUGUGGUUCCAGGAGCCCACGCCGCCUCCGCAGAGCAGUCUUCGCAACCAGGCACAGUUGCCCAUGAGGCCGGUGGCACAGUUUAUUUCUACGACGCCACGCAGAUGUGGCCUAACGCAUCCUAUGCCACGCCAUCUGCACCGGGGCCUGGUGGCGUCAUCGGCAUGGGUGGAAUGAUGACUCCUCCAGGCACAACCUACUAUUAUCCGCAGCCGCAGGGUGGUGUAUACUACGCUCCGCAAUAA
Molecule: messenger RNA, 2040 nt
Organism: Aspergillus pseudoviridinutans
Lineage: Eukaryota; Fungi; Ascomycota; Eurotiomycetes; Eurotiales; Aspergillaceae
Exons: 2
Coding region: 1-2040 (679 amino acids)
Biological process (GO): mRNA processing
Cellular component (GO): exon-exon junction complex
Molecular function (GO): mRNA binding
Source: RefSeq, a predicted model, not a curated record